Micromonas pusilla CCMP1545 is the source of this 1210-nucleotide messenger RNA. It is a transcript of the gene GPX2, whose product is annotated as glutathione peroxidase. The transcript has a single exon. The record is from RefSeq and is a predicted model, not a curated record. Gene Ontology annotation, molecular function: glutathione peroxidase activity. Lineage: Eukaryota; Viridiplantae; Chlorophyta; Mamiellophyceae; Mamiellales; Mamiellaceae. Gene Ontology annotation, biological process: response to oxidative stress.
AUGCCGUUCGCGCUCGCGGCUCCCGCGGCGACGCCCGUCGUCGCCGCUCGCGGCCGACGCCGCGCGGAGCGCCCCCGCGACCGCGGCGUCGCGUCAGUCGCGACGCGCGCGUCUCGCGCGUCGGACGGCGACGCCGCGUCAGCCAUUAUCGUCGUCGACGACGUCACCCGACGCGAAUCUAUCCUCUCCUCCGCCGCGCUCCUCCUCGCGCUCGGCGGCGCGUCGCCUCAGCGCGCUCUCGCCGCGGAGCCGAUCAAAUCGAGCUUCUACGACUACACCGUCAUGCAGUACGGCAAGCCGUUCGCGCUCAGCGCGUUCGCGAACGACGUCACCGUCGUCCUGAACGUCGCGUCGGAGUGACCCCUGCAGAACGCGAACUACCCAGCCCUCCGGUCGUUGUACGAGAAGUACCACGCGGACGGGUUCGGGCUGAUCGCGUUCCCCGCGAACCAGUUCGGCUGCCAAGCCCCCGGGACGAGCGAGAUGGAGCGAGAGUACGCGUACCGAAAGUUCGGGUUCGAGUUCCCGGUGAUGGACAAGAUCGCCGUCAAGGACAAGCCCGCGCGGUGCAAGGGCGUGGACCCGGCGUCGUACGAAUCGUUCAAGGACGACCCGGACGCGUAUCUCACCGCGCCGCUGAUCGACGACGUCACGUCGUCGUCGCCGAUCGCGCCCGUGUACGCGUUUCUGAAGCAGCCGCCGUUCGAGGGGGAGAUCCCGUGGAACUACACCAAGUUUUUGGUGGGGCGGGACGGGAAGGUGCUGCGGCGGUACUCGCCCGGGGACCCGCUCGAGCAAGGGAUGGAGAAGGACGUCAAGCGCGCGCUCGCGGGGGAACCGCUCCGGGCGAAACCCCGGGGGGUGCUCGGGUAGACGAGACGAAGCGAAAGAUGCCGAUUGAUGAUUCAUCGCAUGGCCACCCACUCCACCACCCACCCACGAGAAGAAGGCGAGAAGAAGCGACCGCAUCAACCGCCGCGGUCGGGAGCGCGCGAACGCGAGCGAGGGGAGGGUUUUCCCUCUCCCGCCCGCCGAGCGUCGAAGAAAAAAGAAAACGUGACGACGCCCGACCGAAUCCGCCGCGAGGCGGAGGACGGCGCGUUCGAUGCCAUCUUCGACGCGCUGCGCGCUACCCCGACGUGGACGGCGACGCGAACGCUUCCGCGGGAAGCGCCCGUUGUAACAUCACUCACGCGAAUGUGUGUUAAAC